AUGACUAAUUCAAAAUUCUCAUGUUCUUUGUCUUUAAAUGGUUUAUUACAAAUUUUUCUUUUAGAAUCUCAUACUGACAUUGCACAAUUUUUGACUGAAAUGUUUUCACUUGUAUUUUUUCCUAUAUUUUUUAUAUUACUUUCUUUUCUAAACUCAUGGUUACGUCUAAAAACUUCUCACGAAUCAUUAUCAAAUGAUUCUAUAAAUAUAAACAUAUUUAACGAUAACGAUAUUUGUUCCUUUUCUAAUUCUUCGAAUGAUUGCGGAUAUUUAGGAAUUACCAAAGAACAAUGUGAAUACAGAGGUUGUUGCUGGAGACCUUCAACAGAUCCAAAAGCAAAAUGGUGUUUUUAUAAAAAAGGAAAAGAAUAUACGUGUAGUGUUGAUCCAGCGACUAGAGUAGAUUGUGGUUAUUUGGGUAUUACGAAAAAAGAAUGCGUAAACGCAUUGAAUUGUUGCUGGGACCCAAGAAAAGAUGUCAUAGGAUCGAAAUAUUGUUACUUCAGGAAAAAGCCUUGUGAUGGAUAUAAAGUAAUUAAAUCACAAAAAUCCGAUAGACGAUUAAUUAUUGAUCUAGAGUUGAUAGGCGAAGGUUGUAAUAAUUAUGGGCUUGAUCCAGAAUUUUUAAAGCUUUUGGUUGAGUAUCAAACAAUUGAUCGUUUACGCGUAAAGGUUUUUGACCCUGCGAAUUCAAGAUACGAAAUACCCGAAGAUGUCGUACCGAUUCCGCAAUCUGAAACAAUGAAAAGUGAACCUCUAUAUCACUUUUCUUAUAGCGAUAAUCCAUUCACAUUUUCUAUAACACGUGCAUCAACAGGAGAACAAAUAAUAAAUACAAAAGUCUUAGGAAUGGAUUCUCUUGUAUUUGAAGAACAAUAUAUGGAGAUUACAUUUGAGUUACCCAAUGAUCCUUUUAUAUACGGUCUCGGUGAAAUAGUUCAAACACUUAGAAGAAAUCCAAAGGGAACGUUCCAAACUCUUUGGGCAAAUGCGGCAACACCAUUUUCAGAAAAUGUUUAUGGUGUUCAACCAUUUUAUAUGGAAAUAAGAAAUGGUUCUACUCAUGGUGUGUUUUUAAGGAAUUCAAAUGGCAUGGAUGUAUCGAUCGUUCCCGGGAAUCCGGCUAAAUUAAAUUGGAAAGUAAUUGGUGGAAUAUUUGAUUUUUAUUUCUUUCUUGGACCAACGCCUUCUGAUGUGGUUGCUCAAUAUACAAAAGCGGUUGGAAGACCAGCACUUCCACCAUAUUGGGCUCUAGGUUAUCAUCAAUGUCGUUGGGAAAUGUUUCGUUAUCACCAUAUUCCGUUGGAAACAAUAUGGACAGAUUUAGACUACAUGGAGGGGUUUAAAGAUUUUACUUGGAACCCUCGCAAUUAUCCAAAGAAUGAAGUUAGUCUAUUCAUUAAAAAAUUGCAUGAAAAUAAUCAACAUUAUGUUGUUAUUGUUGAUCCAGGAAUUAAAAUUGAGCCUGGGUACAUACCACAUGAUGAAGGGUUAUCAAAAAAUGUCUUUGUUAAGAAUAUAAAAGGAAAAAAUAUUAUGGGGCUAGUUUGGCCUGGGUUUACAACAUUUCCUGACUGGUUCAAUGAGAAUACGACUACUUAUUGGGAAAAUAUGAUCAAAGAAUGGUUAGAUGAAAUUCAUCUUGAUGGGUUGUGGCUUGAUAUGAAUGAACCAGCAAGUUGGUGUAAAGGAGAAUGCACCAAUUUUGACUUUCAAAAGUUACCAAAUUUCAAGGAAAUCCGGGAAAAAAUAAAUCCUGAAAUCGUUUCUGUUUCUUCAACUCCCAACACUAAAACAAUUCGUAAUCUGAAUAAUCCACCUUAUAGAAUCAACAAUGGUGGUAAUAGAAUGUCAUUGAAUGAACUUACAUUAUCUAUGGACGCUGUUCAUUCAAAUGGAGCAGUUGAGUACGAUGUACACAAUUUAUACGGUCACAUGGAAUCGAAGGUAACAUAUAAAAUUUGGGAAGAAAAAAUUAGGAAAGGAAAGCGACCUUUUCUUAUUACGAGAUCAACCUUUUCUGGAACAGGAAAAUAUGCGGGACAUUGGACAGGUGAUAAUUGGUCAAAGUGGUCAGAUUUAUAUUUGUCAAUACCGGGCAUAUUAAAUUUUCAGGUGAGAUUCCUUACAUUCUUAAAUCAUAAUUCUUUGCAAGAAGAGCCUCAGGAACCUUAUAAUUGGCCCUCAGUUGCCAAAACAUCACGUAAAUAUAUUGGAAUUAGAUAUUCAUUACUUCCUUAUUACUACACCCUUUUCUAUAAAGCGCACGUAAAUGGAUCCCUAGUGCUUCGUCCUCUCUUCAUUGAAUAUCCGCAUCUAAGGUCCGCAUUAAUUGCUGAUAGACAAUUUAUGCUUGGUGACGGUAUCUUGGUUUCUCCCGUGUUACAACAAAAUCAUACUGUAGUUUACUCAGCAUACAUUCCACCCGGAAUUUGGUAUGAUUUUUAUAGGCAAACUGUAAGUUACGAAGUACGAGAUCCUGAAGGAAUUCAUCAAGAUUUGAAUGCACCAUUACACGAAAUGCCAAUACAUAUAAGAGGAGGAAGUAUCAUUCCAAUGACACAACCUAAAAUGACAACUACUGAGAGUCGCAAUAGCAAUUAUCAUAUCCUCGUGGCUUUUGAUUUGGAUGGAAAAGCAAAAGGAAAUUUAUAUUUGGAUGACGGAGAAAGUUUGAAUGUUGAAGUUAAAUAUACUUAUAUUAUUUAUGAAGCAUAUAAUUGGAAUGUAUUAAUCGCGAAUGUUAAAUGGGACAAAUAUGAUAAUGGCGUUAUAUUGGAUAAAAUAGUUAUAUUAGGACUUAAAUGUCAAAGUUCUGAUCAAGUCAAAAUUAAAAAUUUAAAAUUAAAUGAUGUUUCAAUUGGUUUAAACAAUUAUGGGAAUGAAAGUAUCAUAUUGAAAUUUGAUGAUAAUACAAGAAAGUUAACUUUAGAAGGAUUAAAAAUUAAAUUGAAUGUUGGAUGGAAUUUGACUUGGGAAAUAUGCAAGAUUUAA
Diversispora eburnea is the source of this 2994-nucleotide messenger RNA. NCBI's taxonomy places the organism in Eukaryota, Fungi, Glomeromycota, Glomeromycetes, Diversisporales, Diversisporaceae. The record is from the annotation of a GenBank genome assembly.